UAUUACCCUGUUCUUUUCCUAUAAAAAGAUCGACAAAACUUAUUCACGCAAAUCGUAUUUGCAACAACCCUUCUUCGGUGAAAUCUCUCAACAAUAUAAUGGGAAACUUGUUUUGUUUGUAUCAAGUUGAUCAAUCUACUGUUGCUAUUAGGGAAACUUUUGGGAAAUUUGAUGAAGUUCUUGAGCCUGGUUGUCACUGUGUGCCAUGGAUUUUUGGAAGCCAAAUUGCUGGCCAGCUUACUUUAAGGCUUCAGCAGCUGGAUGUCAAGUGUGAAACAAAAACUAAGGACAAUGUCUUUGUCAAUGUUGUAGCUUCAAUUCAGUAUCGUGCUCUGUCUGAAAAGGCAAGUGACGCGUACUACAAACUCAGCAACACAAGGUCCCAAAUCCAGGCCUAUGUUUUUGAUGUUAUAAGGGCUAGUGUUCCAAAGAUGAACCUUGAUGAUGCUUUUGAGCAGAAGAAUGAAAUUGCCAAGGCUGUUGAAGAAGAACUUGAAAAGGCAAUGUCUGCAUACGGUUUUGAGAUUGUCCAAACAUUGAUUGUCGAUAUAGAACCAGAUGUGCAUGUGAAGAGAGCUAUGAAUGAGAUCAAUGCAGCUGCAAGGAUGAGGGUGGCAGCUAAUGAGAAAGCUGAGGCUGAGAAAAUUCUCCAAAUCAAGAGAGCCGAGGGUGAGGCUGAAUCCAAGUACUUGUCUGGGAUGGGUAUUGCACGUCAGCGUCAAGCCAUUGUGGAUGGUUUAAGAGACAGUGUGUUGGGGUUUUCUGUCAAUGUGCCUGGAACCACUGCUAAGGAUGUGAUGGACAUGGUUCUUGUGACUCAGUAUUUUGACACCAUGAAGGAAAUUGGUGCUUCAUCUAAAUCCUCUGCUGUCUUCAUCCCUCAUGGACCUGGUGCAGUUAAAGAUGUGGCUAGUCAGAUACGUGAUGGGCUUCUUCAGGGCAAUGCUACCAGCUGAUUUCUGACUAUAUUUCUCUGAUGCAGUGAAGUUUAGAGUAUUAUGCUACGCGUGUACAGUUUUAUGUUACCUAUAAUCGCGGUUUAUAUUUUAACUUUGUGACUUUGCUACGUCUAUAUGCUAUGUUAGGGUUUCUAAACGUCACGAGAUUUCUUAUGAAAAUCUUGACCUGUUUGAGUACCGUGUCCCAAGUUUAUCUAAAAGUGAGUGAUUUCUGUA
This is a messenger RNA of Erigeron canadensis, 1175 nucleotides long. Its product is annotated as hypersensitive-induced response protein-like protein 1. Lineage: Eukaryota; Viridiplantae; Streptophyta; Magnoliopsida; Asterales; Asteraceae. The record is from RefSeq and is a predicted model, not a curated record. The coding region runs from base 99 to 956 and encodes 285 amino acids. The transcript has 6 exons.